CAACCUCGUUAGAUUAUACAGACCUACUCGAAAGAGAGAGAAACCUUUUGCAAGUCAAUGAAAAACGAGUUUCCGACGACAUGAAGAUUGCACCAGUUAUAUCGGCAGCUCUCGAAAUUGUUCUCCUUGUGGUAGGAACCGGUCUAGUCGGUCAUUUUAUGAAGGAGCUGCAUGAUGAUUAUGACAAACAAGAUGAAAGUUAUAACCUUGGUUUUUAUGGCAGACACGAAUUCUACUUGUUCUCCACUUCUCUUGGAGUGAUCAUCGCAAUUUGCUCUAUCGUGGAAGCAAUCACUGGAAUUCUCGAGAAAAAGGGUGGAGUACUCGUCAUGGCGGUCGUUCAUGCAUUAUGGGCAUUUCAGCUAGUGGUUGCAACAGCUUUGCUUGCCAAAGUCCUUACCACAUAUGAAGAUAAAGGAGAUCUUCCUAUAUCUCUUUGUGAUGUCUAUGAUAAGUCUGAUAAAGAUUACCAAUGCAGUGAAUUGAUCGGUGGGGUGGCAUGCGGUUUCAUCGCCGCUGUAAUCUUCAUAAUUGACGCCGUCCUCUACAUUAUUCUGCCGAGUGAGCAAAAGUAAUUUUUAUAUGUUAUGUAUCCGUACUUGGACCACACCGCCAAAUUUGCCUGCAUGAUUAAUUUUGAUAUGUAGAGGUUAAACCAGGGGCGGUCGAGACAUGCUUGAAGGCCAGAGGGAUUAUAAUCCAUCUCCCAGAGGUAGAUGCUCCCCACAUUGAUAGUUUGAGAAUGACUUGAAAUAAAAUCGAAUUUCUCAUCAUCGCAAAUUUUUGUCGACUCAUACUUUGAGUAAACAGGAUGCUUUCUGAGUAUAUUUCAGUUCCCUGUAUGGUUACUAUUCAGGUUAAACAUGCUUUUUUAUGGCCGAUCUCACAAAUAUAUGAUCGCAUAAAGUUUAAAGUCAACCCACACCCCGAGAAAAAAUAUAUUCCGUCGCCCCUGGUUCAGCAUUUAGUUCAGUAGGAUGAUUGCCAUUUUUUUUUCAAUAAUAAACGAAAUAAUAAAUCUAAAUGUUUAGUAUUUGUUGCAGUUAUUAUACUCCGGCGU
Dendronephthya gigantea is the source of this 1060-nucleotide messenger RNA. RefSeq lists its product as uncharacterized. NCBI's taxonomy places the organism in Eukaryota, Metazoa, Cnidaria, Anthozoa, Malacalcyonacea, Nephtheidae. The record is from RefSeq and is a predicted model, not a curated record. The transcript is spliced from 5 exons. The coding region runs from base 81 to 575 and encodes 164 amino acids. Gene Ontology annotation, cellular component: membrane.